Messenger RNA from Notodromas monacha, 567 nucleotides. The record is from the annotation of a GenBank genome assembly. Lineage: Eukaryota; Metazoa; Arthropoda; Ostracoda; Podocopida; Cyprididae.
AUGCGAUUCCGAAGAACAGUCGGAAUGCGGUUUUUCCAGGCUUUCCGAAGACGUUCCGCGCCGGAGACUCAAUCCGAUCUCGUCAGGUCAUCGUCAGUUUCGCGAAACGAGGUCGCAGAUGCUGCUGGUGAUUCGAACGUGUCGUCAACGACGACGGCCGUCAAGAGCAAAGACGGCGGACGUCGACUGACCCGUUUCCUCCGUCGCAUCAAGAGUCUCAACAAAGAUGGCAGGAAAGACGACAAGUUGCCUGUGAUGCGACCUGACCUGAUGAUGAUGGCACCCGACGACGACGGCGACGACGACGACGAGAAGCCGCGAAUAAAACAGGUCGAACAUGUCACCGAGGAUCCUCAAGUCGUGUUGCAUUCUGGUGUUUCGAUCAAAACCCCUGAUUUGCCUGCAUCAGACAAUAAUGACGGGUCGUGUUUUAUCGCUGACAACAACAAUGAAGAGGAAACGACGACGAGGAACGGAGCGUACUUCAUUCAGUCGAUAACAAUACGUUCUACAGAGCAAAGCGGCGUAGAGUCAGCAUUUGGACAAGGUCUGGUGCGAUCAACUUAA